AUGACAGGCAUUAGAAAACCUGCCCUAAACAUCAGAUGGAAGCCGCCGUUGACCAACUGGGUAAGGGUCGGAGGGACGGCUGGAUCGAUGAGGAGGGAGACAAUUGUCUCCAAGGCAGAAAAAGCAACCAUUAAGAUUAAGGAUAAACCUGAAUCAACCAAUUUGCCAGCGGGGGGGAAAUACCCUCAAAGAGAGCCCUCUGGGAAGAAUAUUAGUAGCGCUCGCCUUGGGAAGAAAAGGAUCCCUGCUGUAUCAGAUAAGAGUAAAGCUAUGGUGGUUUCAUUGCCGAGAGUGAAGGAGAAGAAACAAAACGUAAAGGAUGAGAAGCAAGCGAGGAUUGUCUCCCAGCAUAUCAAGAACGCGCUUGACAAAGAAGAUGAAAUAGAGAAGUUGAGCCUUGAUCAGCAAAUUCAGUUCUGGAGGAAUACGACCAAAUUAAACAUGAAAUUGCUCCAUGCCACAAAGCGUAGUAAGCGCCUUCAAUGGGAUGCUUGUUCUAAGGAGAUACAUAGGCUGAACCGGAAAUUGGAGUUUUACGAAGGAACUGCUGACCUGAUUGAUCCCCAGGACCUGAAGAAAAGUGUGGAGGAGAUUAUGUCCAAGAGUGACAGGCAUACAAGGGCUGCACAUGUGAAGAGGAAAAGAAGUGUUGACAGCAUUGGCAAGGCACAAGCUGAGCAGGAGGGAGACAGUGUUGGCCAAGACGAGGAUGAAGAGACUGGAGGGGAAUAUAAAGAGGAAGAGAUGGAAGACAGAGAGCAUGAGGAGAAAGAGGAAGAUAGAGAGCAAGCACUGAGUGAGGGAGAUAGAGAGCAAGAGAAUAGAGAGGAGGAUAGAGAGCAAGUAGUAGUAGAACAGGAAGAUAGCUUGCAGGAGAAUAAACUUGUAGAUUCAUCGGCAUCUGAGAAAGUGGAAGUUAGAGAGGAGUACUUUGAAGUGGAAGUUAGAGAGCAGGAGAUGAAAGUACAUGAGAAAGAGGAAGAGCUAGCGCAGAUGUUUGAAGAAGAGAAGGAAGAAGAGAAGGGCAGUGCGGAGAAAGUAUAG
This is a messenger RNA of Asparagus officinalis (garden asparagus), 1044 nucleotides long. RefSeq names its product golgin subfamily A member 6-like protein 6. The record is from RefSeq and is a predicted model, not a curated record. The transcript is spliced from 3 exons. Lineage: Eukaryota; Viridiplantae; Streptophyta; Magnoliopsida; Asparagales; Asparagaceae. Bases 1 to 1044 code for a protein of 347 amino acids.